AGUGCGACUCGAAAAACAAAUUAUCCCGCGUACGAGUCUGAGGUAGAUGUGACGGAUAGUUCGCUGUAGUUUACAGGACUUUUAUCAGAACAGUUAUGUUCAGUUGCUGUACUACACGACCGAGCUCGGUGUUUUAAAGUGGGUCUCACCUUAACGCCGCGCUGCGCGGCGCUGCUGUGUCGUUCGAGCCGCUCGGUCUGUUUAUGUCUGGAUUGGUGUCAGUUCGGUUAGCGUGUUAGCACUGAACUACACAGGAGCGGAGUUCAGCGUCUGUGGUCUGACUUCGUGCUAUUACGUUGCAAGUAACUCAACGGUAAAGUCGUUAUUUAGUAGUAGAGAUACUUGUCUCGUGUCAUUUGUUGUUAUUUUAUAUGUUUCACUGCACAUUUUCUGGCUAGCUAACCAGCUAUGUUUUGCAUGUAACACGAAGGUGAAGUCGAUUUCUUGUCCGCCAGAUUCUUGUUCCAAUUUUCCCGUUCCACCUUAAAUGGUGCAGCUGUUGCAUUCUGACUUCUCGUGACAUUUAAGGUGGAACGGGAAAAUUCGAACAAGAACCUGGAGAAUAGGAGAGCAGGACUUCAGUCUCGUGAGCGUUGAUGAUCAGCUGACGCUACUUCUGUCACUUACUGUCACGUUGUUACUAUUACUGCUCUCCAGGUGAAAUGGCAAAGAGAAGAAAGCUCUCCAGCAUGGUGCUCGCAUGUGAGUGGGCCUCGUGCACGUUUAAGGGGAGCACUAUGGAAGAGCUUAGUGAUCACAUGUCUGAGCAUUUGAAGGAGCAUCUCGGCGAUGGGGAUACGAUGGAGGAGCUGGAUGAAUACCCAUGUCUGUGGCAGGGCUGUGAAUUCCUGGCUAUGGGAAGCCCAAAUGAGCUUGUUGCCCACGCGCACUUCCACAUCUUCCACAGCAAACUGAAGUUCAUUGGGACUCAGCUGCUGCAGUCCCACCCAGAGCUCCCCAGCUGCACUCAGGAUCUCCAUAGCAACAACCUGGUCACUGACAUCUCGGAGGGAUUUGUGUGUCAGUGGGAGCACUGUGAUAGCUCUUUCAACAAUCCAGAGUGGUUCUACAGACAUGUUGAUAUGCAUGCACACUGCACAGAGCUGCAGCCGCUCCCCGAUCAACAGCAAGCCCUCUUCUGCAGCUGGAAAGGCUGUGAUGCCUUCUUCAAAAUAAAGUAUCGCCUGCGGGAGCACCUGCGCAGUCACACUCAGGAGCGCCUGGUCGCCUGCCCCACCUGCGGCUGCAUGUUCUCCAGCAACACCAAAUUCUUUGAUCACAUUCAGAGACAAGCUGAGCCUGAAGAUUCACUGACGUGUAGGCAUUGUGACAAAGGCUUUGCUAACGAGAGACUGCUAAGAGACCACGUUCGACAGCACGUGAAUCACAUAAAGUGUCCACUUUGUGACAUGACUUGCACAUCCCUUUCCACCUUGAAGAUUCACAUCAAGUUUCGUCACUGUGACGAGCGGCCUUUCCCCUGCGACUUCUGUGAGAGCAGCUUCAAGAACCAGCAUGAUCUUAGGAAGCACAUGGAGACCCAUAAUGAAGGAGCAGCGUACCACUGCACAGUGGAGGGCUGUGGAUACUCAUCUCGCAUGGCUCACACCAUGAACCAGCACUACAAGAGAGUACACGAGGGAAACAUGGUGUCGAGGUAUAAAUGUCAUCUUUGUGAUAAGAACUUCUCAUGGUGUUACACCCUUACCCUUCACCUGCGGAAAAAACAUCAGCUGAAAUGGCCAUCUGGACACUCCCGAUUUAGGUAUAAAGAGGAUGAGGAUGGAUACCUGAGGUUGAACAUGGUUCGCUUUGAGACAGUGGAGGUUACAGAAGAGCUGAUAAAGAACAUGGCAGAAAAACGCACCCCACGCAAGGUCUCAGGGUCGAGUGGUCAGACGAAGAGGCCAGCACUGCAGGCAGAGAGUGUGAACGAUGCUCCCACGCAGUCUUCGUCAUACCCCUCCUCUUCCUCCUCCAGCCCUGAGCUCAUAGGUGAGGCUGACAACAACGCUGCAAAGGAUGGGGCCCCUGUAUACUGCGUCCUAAGCCCAGUGACUGAGGUAAACGGAGAGCCAGAGGCCCCUGCAGAACCAGGGGCUGAAUCAGGUGCUGUCCAAGCCCUGGCUGCAGUAGCCAGAGGGCUAGGUAUGGAUGUGGUGUGAGAGGCCAAAUUGCACUACAUGUGAGAAUCAGAAACACCACAAAACAGGUUCAGUGUUAGACCAUGUGUCUUGGAUUUAUAUUGCACAUGAGGUCCUAUGGAAGGAAAGACUCUUGUACUUGCAGGACCUUUUUACUCUGGGUUAUUCUCACUGGGUUAGUAGUUCUACGCUGUUUUAAAAUUUUCUCGUUUAAAUGCAGGUUUUCAGCAUUUUAGAGUAAUUCUUAUAAUAACCUCUGGGGCCUAAUUGUUGCUUUGCCUCUGAAAUGCAUUCCAUCCAGCAGCUUUUUCUCUUGAUCUUUUGUUUUAGUUUUUUUAAGCCUUUGUUUUAGUUGAUUGUGUUUUUAUGUGGUGUAUUAUGUAUAUUUGUUUUAUAGAGUUCAAAUAGGGAAAUUCAAUUUUACAUUAACUAGGAUAUGAUCCUAUUGUAAAUAGUAUGCCUGUUUUGAAAUUUUUAAUGUUGUUGAUCUCAGUUGAUAUUAAAUAAACAAAAAUAAAUGA
Messenger RNA from Colossoma macropomum (tambaqui), 2665 nucleotides. RefSeq lists its product as uncharacterized. Gene Ontology annotation, molecular function: DNA-binding transcription factor activity, RNA polymerase II-specific; RNA polymerase II cis-regulatory region sequence-specific DNA binding. The record is from RefSeq and is a predicted model, not a curated record. Bases 663 to 2165 code for a protein of 500 amino acids. Gene Ontology annotation, biological process: anatomical structure development; regulation of transcription by RNA polymerase II. NCBI's taxonomy places the organism in Eukaryota, Metazoa, Chordata, Actinopteri, Characiformes, Serrasalmidae. The transcript is spliced from 10 exons.